CCUGAUAAUCAUUCAUAGUAUAGGCUACUUAGCUUGUGUUCAGACGUAACAUAGAACGAUAACGUUACGCUACACUACACCCACGUUGUCCGAGGACUGAGCUUUAAAUUACCGGCAUACCACAAACAGUUCAGUACACCACUGACUGUAGACAUUUAAACACUACCACGACAUCGUAUUCAGUAAUUUUAAUAACUCGACAAGAUGAUUCUCAGCAGUGUUAACUUGAUCAAAAAAAGUCAUUGCCAUACUAAUAACCACAACAACAACCAUCAGUUCAGUGAUUUUAUCCUUGGCAAGAUUAAAGAGGACCAGGAUAAACGGGAGAAGAAAUGUGCAGGCACUGCUCCCUACGGGUCCAGGCACGGAAAACAGAUAAAGGAAGGAAAUGGGCCCGAAAAUGAAAUUACAAACAGUUCCCCCAAAACAGGUUCCGUAGAGAAGGGCGUGACGUCUACAGUGACCAUACAGACGAGUGACCAGUACUAUUUCACACUCCGUCUCGAAAGAGAUACGCUCUUCCUGGCCGAUACGGAAUCUUCAUGCCAGACAUGUGUGUUCAGACAACGACUCUACAAAGACACAGAACAGAGACAGCUAGCCGUGUUCCAGACACUAUCAGACAGCUCAAAGUACAUCAACGCGGACGGGGAUCGCAAACUGUCCAUUUCGGCGUACGCAAAGCAACCCGACCCAGAGAAUCCAGACGAACGAUUCUUUGUCAUCUACAGAGUAGAAAACGGAAGCGUCUUUCUUCAACCCUACUCACACAAAGGAUACUACAUGCAUCACAUCGAUAACUGCCUCUCAGUUCGCAAGCUAGAAAUCAAUCUGCGCCCACCGGAGCAGUAUUUCUUUCAUGUUAUGGAAGCUGAGGUUCCGGAAGUUGUGAUGUCGAGCGUAGCAAAAGCGGAAAAUUUGAAAAACCUGCGAAACGAACUUGUUCCAUCAGACAGAAGACAUCGAGAAAAAAUAUUCACCCGGGAACGAACAGUUCAAAAGCCAGGACUAUUUUUCGGAUGCUUCGGUGUCCGCUCAAAGAAAUCCCAUGCGGAUAAAAAGGUCAAAGUUCAUCGAUGAAAUAGGUGUUUUCAUUUAUGAAAAAUAGCAAAAAACUGAGACGUGGUCUCUUUAACAGAGAACUAAGUAUCACCCAAAGAUACAUAUGGCUUCCCUUCAUAGGGACCGAAAGCUAUACAAACGUGUCUGCGCAUGCUCAGUGAGUGAACAUGCGCAAAAGAAAAUGACAUGCCAAAGACGGUUGUGAUUUGAAGCAGAAACUAGGAUGAUUUUUGUGUCCAUUAAUGACUAACCAAGGCGAGGCGGUGAUUGAUCGCGUGUGAUCAAAGUUCCAGAGACAUUCAGUGACAUGUGCAAUAGACAUCAUUCCAUAUUAUUAUUUGUGAUCACAUUUAUUUGUAACAUUUCACCUUUAUAAUCGUAAUCUCAAGGUCAUCUUCAAAUCAGGACGGCGCCAUUAUAAAGUUCUGUUAAGAAUGCGCUUUUUGUAUACAUCCUGAUAUAAUCUAGAAAGGUGUCAAACUCAACGAAGAUUGCUGCCACAGUAAUGUAUAUUUUUUGCAAUUGUGCGCGUACCUUCAUACUGUUUGUUUAAAGAUGACGUUGCCAUUCCAGUAAGUUAUGUUUUGUGUGUAUAUCCUAUGGGUUUAGUACUGUAACGGACAUGGAGACAAUGUCUUCUGUGAUAAUGGUAGUUUUAGCUUUUAGACCAUUCCGAGAUAAGUAAUCCUGGAAUAUCAAUAGGUAGACAUUAAUGAUGACGUUUGACUAGCAUAAGUCACAUAUCUUGCCAUGCUCUGCCUUGACAAAAGGUUAAUAAGAUCUUACAUGUUCUUUUAAUCUUGAAUACAAAAAAGAAAGUAGGUUAGAAUAUUUUUUAUAAAAGUAAAACAAUAAAGUUAUUAUUUGUUUACAUGUGCAUUGACAGUGAUAUUAAACCGGACGUGUUGUACGUCACCGGUUAUUAAGUCACAUUAUAAUUUUACAAUCAAGCCAUAUUUUUCAUGUGUUAAAAAAACCUAAUAGUUACCGAAUGGAUAAAAAAAACACCGAAAAGUUACCUCGGUGAAGGUGAAGGUCAACUAAUGAGUUCAAUAAUCAACGUUGUUAUAAGCUUUAUUACAGAGUGUUUGUAAGCUAUACAAGAUCAAGUGUAUAAGAGUUGAUAAAUACCUGGGUUUGGUUCUUUAAUAGAUUAUGGUUAGAGUAAAACAUAUUACUGUCAAAUCUGCUGCUUCCAUAAUUUGGACAUCAUGUAUACAUAUAUAUAUAUAUAUAUACAUAUAUUGGUGGCUUACCCGAGCACAAUAUCCUAAAUAUUAUUCCAGAAUUAAGACUAGCUCAGUUUACCCAGACAGCCAUGUUAAAUGCUAUUUGAUAUUAAGCAAAAAAUUCAGAUUAACCCUUUCAUCCUUUUGUAACUUUAGUAAACUCUUCCAUGUAUUGAUCUGGAUUAGUCCAUUAUGGCCCAUAGUGGUGAAAAGGUUAACGGUUUACGACUAAACUCGUGCGUUUUACUCGUAUUUGUAUCUACCUAAAGUUUCGAUUAGUGCAUUGGACCUGUAGGGAGGUUUUAAAUCUAAUUAGCAUCUAAUAUAGGGACACUUGUUUUUACCAAUUUGUUUUCGCGGAUAGAUACAAAAGAUCGAGUUGUUUUUUAAUAUUAUUUUUUACAUACUAAAAGUAGUCCCUGCCUUAAUUUCUACAUUGUUUCGCAAAAGAAAAGCGCUUUUAUUGAUGAUUACAUACCCAUCAGACAUCAUGUUUGUUCCCUUAAAGUAUUAUGCAAUCAAAAAGGACAAUCUGUGAUCGUAACAACUGGUUGACGGUCAGUGACGUUGACGUUCAUCUUGACCUAAACCAUAUCCAAAACUUCGAUAGACAAGUGAAUGAAAGUUGGUGUUUUUGAUAUUUUGUAGAAUUAAGCAAGAAACAUAACAAGGGAUCUUAGCUAUUGUGACUGUGUAAAUUAUGUGUUCUGUUUCGUCCUGUUUAAAUCUCAGACAUUUUCAUUAUUUAUUUGUCAGAAAGACAAUGUUUUCCCAUAAUUUAUUGCUUUAACUUUAUAAAUGUUGGUACAAGGAAGAAAGGAAAAUGAUAUUUCUUUGAUUUCUUUGUUUUAUUAAUAAAAUAUUAAAA
Mizuhopecten yessoensis (Yesso scallop) is the source of this 3159-nucleotide messenger RNA. RefSeq lists its product as uncharacterized. NCBI's taxonomy places the organism in Eukaryota, Metazoa, Mollusca, Bivalvia, Pectinida, Pectinidae. The coding region runs from base 205 to 1080 and encodes 291 amino acids. The record is from RefSeq and is a predicted model, not a curated record. The transcript has 6 exons.